This is a messenger RNA of Triticum dicoccoides, 3147 nucleotides long. Its product is annotated as beta-glucosidase 5-like. The record is from RefSeq and is a predicted model, not a curated record. Gene Ontology annotation, molecular function: beta-glucosidase activity. Bases 1152 to 2681 code for a protein of 509 amino acids. The transcript has 14 exons. Lineage: Eukaryota; Viridiplantae; Streptophyta; Magnoliopsida; Poales; Poaceae. Gene Ontology annotation, biological process: carbohydrate metabolic process.
CAGGGAGGCAAAGGGAUGGCAUGGUUGAGGCCACGCCGGUGGACAUGUACUGCAAGUGUGGGUGCAUGGAGGAGGCGUGGUGUGUGACUGCGUUCGCCGCCGUGAAGUUGUGCUGUGGAAUUCAGUGACCGGAGAGCUUGCAAUGAAUGGCCAUGGUGAGCGUGAACUUGAGUUGUUCCAGAGGAUGCUCGGAAAGGGUUUUGUGCAUAACCAGUCGUCUGUUGCGGCUUUGUGCACGUGCACCCACACAGUUCGUGUGAAUUAUGGGAGGAAAAAUUCUCUAGUCGAUGCAUAACCACCGAUUCGAGCCAGAGAGGGAGCACUAUGGGUGCCUAGCUGAUCCCCUUGGGCGUGCAGGACAAUGGCGUGGAGGAGGCUGAGACUCUGCUGUUGGAUAUGCCAAUGGAGCCAUGUGCAUCCCAGUGGGGUGCACUGAUGCCGUCAUGCCGGAUGCACAAUAAUAUUGCUGUAAUGCUGUUGGCGAACGUGUAGGGAAGUGGCUCAUUGAGCUAGAGACGCAACAUGGUGGGCGUUAUGCCUGCCUGUAUGCAGUCAAUGGUCGAUGGAAAGAUGCAAGAGCCAUUCCGCAGAAGAUGGUGAAGGGAGCCAACAAUGAAGCAGGUUUGAGCUUAAUAGAGUGAAAUGGUUGGUUCCAUGAGUUGCUUACACCCCGGAAAAUGCAGAUCUAUGCACUGUCGGAAGAUACUAAUAUCUCCUACUGGUGUAAGUGCUUGUGAGUGUGCAAGAGAAAAAAAAGAAAAGAAGGAUCUGCCUCGAGCCCUCAACGUCUGACAGCAGUGCCUUCUCUGUCAACUGGCUAUCUACGGCGGCUUCAUGUCCUCCGGCGGCAAGAAUGCAAGCUAGCCACAUGAACCCCAUCACACUUCUUCUGCACAUGUUAGUGUUUGUUCUUCUGUAGCGACUGCUGGUGCUGUUCAACUGCAACUUAUUGUUGCCAUAACAAGAACCUGAAGGAGAGGACAGCCAGGGUCUGACAGGCAUGAAGGCAAAGCAAGCACGGUGUACAUGGCAGUUGGACAUGCCUACACUUGUGAGCUACCGUAUUUAUUUGGCUGUAUGAAGAUGAGGUUGAGGAGAGUUGGCAUAAAUCCUUCCCCAAAGGGCACAGAUCAACACAAGAGGAUAGAUACAUGGGUGCUACUGCUUUCUUGUACAUCCUGCUGUCCCUCUGGGUUCAGGGCGCAGCUGCCAUUCUUGGCUUCACAAGAAGCGAUUUUCCCCAGGACUUCGUAUUUGGAUCUGGAACCUCAGCAUAUCAAUAUGAGGGUGCUGUUGCUGAGGAUGGCAGGAGGCCAAGCUAUUGGGACACUUUCACUCAUGCAGGUAAAAUGCCAGACCAAAGCAUAGGAGAUGUUACUGCAGAUGGGUACCAUAAAUACAAGGAGGAUAUCAAGCUCAUAUCUGAGACAGGUCUAGAGGCCUAUAGGUUCUCCAUCUCCUGGUCAAGGCUCAUUCCAAAUGGGCGUGGAGCUGUCAAUCCAAAAGGGUUACAAUUGUACAAUAACAUCAUAGAUGAGCUUGUGAAACAUGGUAUUCAAAUACACAUCACACUUCACCAUCUAGAUCUCCCUCAAAUUCUUGAAGACGAGUAUGGUGGAUGGUUAAGCCCCAGAAUUAUCGAAGAUUUCACGGCAUAUGCGGAUGUUUGCUUCAGGGAGUUUGGAGGCAGAGUCACUUACUGGACUACAGUGAACGAGCCAAACAUUGGUGCAGUUGCCGCUUACGGCAGUGGUCAAUUACCACCUGGUCGAUGCUCAGAUCCAUUUGGAAUAACAAAGUGCACAGCUGGGAACUCCAGCACUGAACCAUACAUAGCAGUUCGUACUUACUUAUUGGCGCAUGCAUCAGUUGCCAGACUGUACAGAGAAAAGUAUCAAGCUGUGCAAAAAGGACUUGUGGGCAUAAAUAUCUACUCCUUCUGGAGUUACCCAUUCACAGAUUCCACCGCGGAUUUAGAAGCAACUCAAAGAUGCAAGGACUUCAUGUUUGGCUGGAUACUAGAGCCUUUGGUGUUUGGGGACUACCCAGAAAUGAUGAAGAAAAAUGUUGGCUCUCGUCUUCCAUCGUUCACAAAAGUCCAAUCUGAACUUAUCAAGGGUUCUUUUGAUUUUAUCGGAAUAAAUCACUACUAUUCUCUUUAUGUGAGUGACCGCCAGACAGAACCAGGUAUCCGAGACUACAACAGGGACAUGUCAAUUUAUUACAGAGCUUCUAGGACAGAACCGCCAGCUGGGCAGGGAGCCCCAACAAAUGUUCCAAGUGAUCCCAAAGGGUUGCAACUUGUCCUCGAGUACCUGAAGGAAGCCUAUGGGAUAACUCAACUUUAUGUCCACGAGAAUGGUGUGGGGUCAGCCAACGAUAGCCUUGAUGAUACUUACAGGGUCGAUUACCUGCGCAGCUACAUGGGAAGCACACUAGAUGCAAUAAGGAAUGGGGUUAAUGUGAGGGGUUAUUUCGCCUGGGCACUCAUGGACCUAUUCGAGCUCCUGGCAGGAUACGAGUCCAAGUACGGCCUGUACCGCGUGGAUUUUGAUGACGAAAGGAGGCCACGGCAAGCCAGGCUCUCUGCUCGCUGGUACUCCGCCUUCCUGAAAAAGAAUGGAUCCUCUAUUCGAGUAUCAAGGGCGCAGGAGGACCUAAGGUUGACGACCGUCUUCUAAGUUUGGUGCUCGGGCGUCACAUGUAUGUAUGCACGCACCUGUCGAAGUUUAACAAAAGGCCACUCUAUUGAGCAGCAGAUUCUUCAACUUUAUUUUCUGAAAAUAAAGGGGCGUGAGAGGAAGAACUGGCAGCCAGACGGCCCGGGAAGAAGUAUGUUUAGCUGACUUGUGGGUUGUUUUGUCACAACAAGGGUGACUUCCCUGCUAUUUGUAGGAAUUGCAAGUCAAACAUUACAAGUGGAAGUUGAUGGCGACGAAAACAACCUAAGGAACUAACCGAGGAUGAAAAACACAAGUUUAGUUCCCUUUUUUAAACUCAUGAAAAUUGGAAAGUUAGUUGGUUAUGGCUGUUAUAUGUUCUGGAUCAGAUAAAUUUUGAAAGAAGAAGUCUUCUUUCGAUCCUUGAACUGGUGCCGUCUUGGUCUUGGUCAUAUUAGUUUUGAAAGGAACAUGUUUUCUUUUGACC